Dufourea novaeangliae is the source of this 5540-nucleotide messenger RNA. RefSeq names its product cadherin EGF LAG seven-pass G-type receptor 2 (gene Cad74A). Gene Ontology annotation, biological process: homophilic cell-cell adhesion. Lineage: Eukaryota; Metazoa; Arthropoda; Insecta; Hymenoptera; Halictidae. Bases 1 to 5526 code for a protein of 1841 amino acids. The record is from RefSeq and is a predicted model, not a curated record. Gene Ontology annotation, cellular component: plasma membrane. The transcript has 13 exons. Gene Ontology annotation, molecular function: calcium ion binding.
AUGUGGACGAUUGUACUCCUCACGCUCUGCACAUGGUCUUCGUCAUGGGGUCAGGUGAUCAACCGAGCACCGCAUUUCGUGCAAGGUGGCGAUAUGGCCAGGUUGGCCGUGUCGGAGGGCACGCCUCCAGGUGCACCUGUUUACAAGCUCGAAGGCGAGGAUCCAGAAGGUUCUAAGCUGCAUUACUCUAUCAGCGGGGAGUAUUUCACCGUGAAUCGGGAGACCGGUGUCGUUAUUCUAAGAAAACCGCUGGACAGGGAGACGCAAGACCUGAUCGAGGUGAUCAUCAGCAUAACGGACGAAGGGGUCGCAGGAUCGGAGCCAAACACGGUGUCUCUUCGUCGCGAGAUAGCUGUACUGGAUGAAAAUGAUAAUCCACCGGUUUAUCAUGGCAGGCCUUAUGCGGCCAGAGUGCCGGAGAGUUUCGUGGGUGGUCUGUUGGUUCCUCCAGGCACGAUCACGAUCACCGAUCGCGACGGCGGCGUAAACGCUGAUGUUCACGUGGAAUGUGUCUCUGGAUCGCGAGACGACGAUGUCUGCGACGUCUUCAAUGUGUCGACCGAAAAGUUGGCAGAAGGAAAAUACGACGUGCAGAUCACCCUGGCAAAACCUCUCGAUUACGAAAGACGAAACUCAUACCUGAUCAAUUUAUUGGCGGUGGAUGAUGCCAGCGACGUGACGAAGGUGUUACAGGCUAGAGCAACCGUGGCCGUCGACGUUCUCGAUGUACAGGAUCAGCCACCCGUGUUUUUGAACGCGCCGUACAGCGCUGCGCUUCCGGAGAACACCGCGGCCGGUCACACGGUCCUGACGGUGAGAGCGCGGGACGGUGACACAGGUGAGUCGAGGGCGUUGCUGCUCACGUUGGAGGACGAUGAAGCGAAGAACUUCGAUCUCGUGGUGUCGCGGGAAGGCGACGUCACCGUUGGAAAACUGGUCACCACAAAUGCCUCGUUAGACCGUGAAGAUCCCAGGAUACUGCAGAACGGCGGGAUUUACACGUUUCAAGUGAAGGCGACCGAGCUGAUCAACAAUGAGAUACCGGCCGACACGGCCACCUCUAUUGUCACGAUCGUCGUCACGGACGUCGACGAUCUGGCGCCUGCUUUUAACGAGGAAUCAUUUAAUAUCAGUAUUUCGGAGGACAUUGGAAUGAAUACACCCUUGCCAGGCCUCAAUAUGAUUGUAAGCGACGGCGACGUCGGAGAUAACGCCAGAUACACGCUAGCUCUGCGGGACGUGCCAGAAUAUCCUGGAAUCAGUAAGGCCUUUACUGUUAAUCCCGAGGAAGCUCAGGGCCGUGUGCCAGUCGUAGUCAAAGCGAAAGACGUCAACGUGUUAGACUACGACGUCGACGAUCCAGCGAAAAGGGAGCUUGAAUUUGAAGUUGUUGCCCUCGUUGCGAACAAAGUGGUAGCUACAAGUAGAGUCCACAUACAAAUAACGGAUGCAAACGACCACAGCCCGGAAUUUUCCCAGUCGGUAUACAAACUUUCCGUGCCCGAAGAUGCUGACAUGGGGACCAGAUUCGGUGACGUAUUCGCUAAAGACUACGACAGCGGUUCGUUCGGCGAACUGACGUACACGUUGCGUGGUUUCGGUGCCGAUAAAUUCAACACUGACCCAAAAACCGGCGGAAUCACCGUUGCGAAGAUGCUGGACUACGAAAUUCAGAAAUCUUAUUCACUGACCAUGGAGGCUAAAGAUGGCGGCGGAAGGGUGUCAGCUGUGAAUAUAUUAAUAGAACUCGAUGACGUUAACGAUAAUAAACCCAUAUUCGAGCAGAACGAGUUCACCAGAACAAUUCGAGAAGGUGCUGCCAGUUUCGAUCCACAGAUGUUCGUCAGAGCUACGGAUGUCGACGGUCCGAUGCAGGGUAACGGAAAAGUAACGUACUCCAUUAGCUCGCACAAUAGUAUGACGAAUGAUGUCUUCAAGAUCAAUCCAGACAGCGGUGAAGUAACAAUGGCGAAGCCAGUUCGUUCGGGAGACACUGAAAGGGGAAUAUACGAGUUGGUGAUUCGCGCUACGGAUACCGGUACACCGCCAUUGUAUUCUGAAGCGAAACUUCUCGUGAGGGUAGGGGUGCCUGGAAAUCAGAAACCUAUAUUCCGUGGAAACUACAAAUCGAAUUUACCAGGGCCAAAUACUUAUCGAGCGAGACUAUUGGAGAACGCUUCACCCGGAACGGAAGUGAUUAGAGUGGUAGCAAACGAUCCCGAUGGUAGGGACAACUUGCUACAGUAUCACAUUGCUUCUGGUGCUAAAGACAAUUUUGUCAUAGAUUCUAGCUCUGGCAUCAUCACUGUUUCCCCAGACGCUCGUUUAGAUCUGGAGACUGGCGGUGGGAAAUACGAGGUAAUCGUUCAUGCCAUAGAUUCUGGUACGCCUGUCAGAGAAACAGCAUCCACUACUGUCACUGUGAAUAUGAUCGAUGUGAAUAACAAACCACCGAUGUUCAACGAAUCAACGUAUCUCGUUUACGUGUCGGAAAGGGCAGCCAUUGGUGAACCUGUCCUGAAGGUAGUAGCCACAGAUCCCGACUCGGACGCUUAUUUAGAGUACUCUUUAGUAGAACCCAUAAGAGCUGUUGACAAGACCGGCGUCGCUCUCAAGACGACAGCUCCGUACGAUUACAGAUCAGCGUUUCGUAUCAAUUCUACAACAGGACUAAUAACAGUGAAUCGUGUCUUGGAUUAUCAAGUGGCUGCUGUCAUAAUACUGACUGUUCAGGCCCAAGAUCUGAACGCAGUCGUCGAUAAAGAGAAGCAAAUCACAAAGGUAGAGGUGACAAUCUAUAUUCAAGCUUACAGCGACGACAAUCCAACGUUCACAAAUCCUGGAUGGUCACCGAACAAUCCGACUAUCAGGAUUUCUGUGCCAGAGGAGCAACCUCUUGGAACGACAUUGUUAAUGCUGUCGGCUAAAGAGCCUACUACCAACUACCCUGUUCAGAGAUUCGAAUUGGUCAGGGAGGAUGACGAUGAAGGAUACGUUAAUGUUGGUGUUCAGAGCGGAAAUGUUGUGUUGAGCAAGAGAUUGGACUACGAGGCCCUUAAUCAGAAGUUCAUCCGCUUCAAAGUACGAGCUCUAGCCAUGGACUACGAAAUAACGCGUAAGAUGUCCGAAGCGAACGUGAUCGUCGAAGUUCAUGAUACUAACGACAAUAGUCCCAUCUUCACCCAAAAAGACUACAAAAUUUCCGUGCUGGAAUCAGCGAAACCCUCGAAAAUCGUAUUAAACGUCAAAGCAACGGACGUAGACAGUUCAAAUACGGAACAGGAAGUCAGAAGAGGAUACGGUGAAGUGCGGUACUCUCUGACCGGUGAAAAUGCAAAUAUGUUCGAAGUGGAUCCGAUAACUGGAAACAUUCAGCUUACUACCAAUACGACACUCGAUAGAGAGAAACAAUCAGUUCUACGCUUCUAUGUGGUCGCUACGGACAUGCCUCAAGGAGGCGCAGAGCAGAGAACUACUAGAUCAUUGGUGACAGUCGAUGUUCUAGACGUGAACGAUAACGCUCCGGCGUACGAACAAGAAUCAUACACAGCCGUUAUACCUGAAAACGCUCCGCCAGGCGUCAGCGUCGUAAACAUAACCGCUACGGACCCAGAUGAAGGCGAUGGUGGAGUGAUUAACUUCGAUAUCAUCGACGAGGGUGAAGCAAAUGCACUGUUCAAAAUAAAUCAUACCACCGGUGAGAUCUAUUCAGCCAAAGCGCUGACUGGAAAAGGACGAACAGAGCCCUAUGUCAUGCGGAUCAGGGCCCAAGAUGGCGGAGACCCGGAAUUAUACACCGACGUGAUUCUGACAUUAUACAUCGGCGACGUAGUCAGCAACGACGGCGUUCCCCUGUUCAUCAGACCAACUUUGGAAGAAGUGGCUCACAUAGCCGAGAAUUCGACGAUCGGUAGCCCGGUCUUCCAAGUCGUGGCUUCAGAUCCGGAUGAUCCGAACUUGCCGAACGGGAAGAUCACGUUCAAGUUCUUGGAGGACGGGAAUUUCGGAAAGGACGCGAGUGCUUUCAGGAUAAACAGCGAUACUGGAUUGAUCACCACCCGAAAGCUACUCGAUCGAGAGGUAAAGGACAGUUAUACGCUCAUAUUGGUAGCUCAAGAUCUAGGUAGUCCGCCUCAACAAGCAACCAGGGUGCUGCAAGUAGUAGUGAACGACAUCGACGAUCACAAGCCACAUUUCAAAAGGAACUUGGACAGUCCGCCGAUAGAGCUGACAAUCUUCGAAGAGGGACCAGUGAGUGCCAAAGUCGGAUUGAUCGAAGCGAUCGACGAAGACAUUGGUGAAAAUGGAAUGAUCGACUACGCGAUCGUCUAUGGUAACGAAGCUGGUCUAUUCGUGGUGGAACGUCUGGAGAAUAACUCUGCCGUUAUCAAGUCCAAUGGCCAUCUGGAUCGAGAAUCGGAAGAUCGUCAUCUGUUGACUGUUAAGUGCUUUCCGUACACCACGAAGAAGUCUGACAUCAUCCCGAAACCCUAUAAUCGGCAAGAUCCUUCCGAGAGGCAAGUUCUUGUACGAGUUCUCGACAUCGACGACAACAAGCCGAAAUUCAAGAAAGAGAACGUUACCUUGGGCGUUCGAUUGAACGUUCCAAUCGACACUGGUCUGAUCACGUUGGAGGCUUUCGAUGCAGACUCUGACGCAUUGCCAAUUAAAUACAGUAUGGGAAAAGCGUCGUUCGCUUCCCUGGUCGAUCCUUCCAUGUCCAAGCGACAGAUUCCCUCGCAGCUGUCUCUGAAUCCUCAAACAGGUGAAUUGAGGACAACUGGCUCCAUGUCGAACUACGCAGAUGGCUACAUGGAGAUCAUAAUCUCCGCCAACAAUUCCGUAAUACCCAACAGAGUAACGAACAUAACCCUAAGAAUCUUCUUGCUUCGUGACAGAGACAUGUUGAAGUUCGUGUUCUGUAAACCGCCCGUAGAAGUCCGAAAGACAUUGGAGGAUUUCGAGAAAGCUGUACAACAAGCUCUGUCGCUGCCGAUCAGCGUCAACGUUUACGAUACCCAAUUCUACUCGAAGGAAGACAACUCCUUGGAUUUUUCUUCGACGAGCUCGUGCUUCCAGAUGGUUGGAAAAGAAGCGUACGAUCUCGACGAGAUGAAGGCUCUUCUUACGGACCCAAGAAACGAGGAGUUGAAGAAGGUUUAUAGAGCCUACCACGUGGAGAAGGUUCAACACUGUGCACCCUUAGUGGCUCGCGCUGACGCAUCCAUGACGCAGAUGUGGGUGCUGGCGAUUGCUGUUCUUGUUGGCGUUGCAACUGUGAUUUCGAGUUGUACUCUCUGCUGCAUGCAUGCCAAAUACAAACGGAAAGUAAAACACCCGCGUUUACGGGAUCAACCGCGGCCGCCAUUGAGCUACGUCUCUUCCGGUCCAGGCAUGGUCAGCGCCGCGUCUCAUACGACACUUGGACCAGGAACCAUGGUUUCACUAGGACCCCAUGAAAGUCCAUACGAAUGGGGAGCUGAUACGACCUUGUACCAUCCCAGCACCCUUGGAUCAAGGUCAUGAAAAAAAAUACUCAC